Aphanomyces invadans is the source of this 914-nucleotide messenger RNA. RefSeq lists its product as hypothetical. The record is from RefSeq and is a predicted model, not a curated record. The coding region runs from base 198 to 764 and encodes 188 amino acids. The transcript has a single exon. NCBI's taxonomy places the organism in Eukaryota, Oomycota, Saprolegniomycetes, Saprolegniales, Verrucalvaceae.
GUUCCACUGCCGAACGCAACGAUGGCGACUCAAAUGAAUCAAGAGACCAAGGCCAACCGCCAUAGGUGGCUUGUUGUCAGAACUCGCUGCGUUGUCGAGAUUCCCACCAUAGAAACUUGCUGUUCCUUUUGGUGCAACAAAACGCACGAUGCCUGGCGCACGUCGCAUGUUUUUGCCACGUCGAACGCGCUAGUGUCAUGAAGAAGAUUGCCAUUCCCCAAUUCACCAUGUACGCUCUGUUUGUCGCAGCUCGCAGCGUCAUCUCGGACAGCAACCGCGAAUGCCAGAUGAACAAGAAGCACUGUCGCCUGUGUCGAAAGCGCUUCAACCCGUUCCGCCGACGUAACUCGUGCGCCGUGUGCCACGAAUGCUUUUGCAGCAACUGCAUCGAAGACGACAACGUUGUGGGCGAGCCCCCCAUGUGCCUCUACUGCGCCGACUCGUCCCAGCAACGCUUGCGCAUGGCGUCCCCCAGCCAAGAAAAGGGAACGUUCUUUAUUACGUUCGAAGACCCUCGACUGUCUUGCAGUUCAUCGGUCGAGCGAUACUCCCUCGACAUCAUGAAGGGCAGCCAUUUGUCUCGCCGCACAUCGAGCAUCGCGACGGCCUCGUCGGACUUCACAGACGUCGAUGAGUUGUAUCGGUUUUCCGACGACUUGUGGCCAUCCGACUGCAUUGUUCUCAAAGACAUCGUGCCUCGGCACUUUGCAAAGCCCUCCCGCGCCACGAGCGGGCAUCGGAGAUCCGGCCAGUGGCACUUCUAGGGCCACCAGCACACCAUUCCUUCGACCCAACCAUUGGAAGUUGCGUCGACUUAUUAACUUAACUAACUUAUUCCUUUUCAACUUGAUCAACAUGGAGUUCGAUUGAGUCGGGCGACUGUCGCCACAACCGUGGAUCGUAGAACGCUUGCA